Molecule: messenger RNA, 3920 nt
Organism: Lecanosticta acicola
Lineage: Eukaryota; Fungi; Ascomycota; Dothideomycetes; Mycosphaerellales; Mycosphaerellaceae
Source: the annotation of a GenBank genome assembly
AUGGUGCGUCUACGAGAAAUCCCACGCACCGCCGUCUUCGCCUGGUCUCCCGGUGCAGGCUCGCCGCUUGUUGUAACGGGCACGCGUGCCGGCGCUGUCAACGAUGAUUUCUCUAGCGAGGUCAAAUUGGAGCUGUGGGAUCUAGGCUUGGAGAAACUGGGCCAGGACAGCGACUUGACGCCAGCUGGCAGCAUCACGACCGACUCCGGCUUCAAUGAUAUUGCCUGGAGCGAGCCGGAUGACGACCAUCCACUUGGUGUAAUCGCCGGGGCAUUGGAGAAUGGCUCUGUGGAUCUGUGGGACGCACAGAAACUACGCAAUGGCGGCUCCGACGCAUUUAUCUCUCGAACGACCAAGCACAGUGGCAGCGCCAAGGCAUUGCAAUGGAACCCACACCGACACAACCUGCUCGCUUCGGUGGGUGCCAAGGGCGAGAUCUUUAUUUACGAUCUCAACAACAUGGCCAACCCUUUCCGGCUCGGGGCCACUGCAGUAAGAGCAGACGACAUUGAAUGUUUGGACUGGAACAAGCAAGAGAAGACGGCACACAUCUUGGCUACUGGGAGUAGCGCUGGCUUUGUCACUGUAUGGGACGUUAAGCAGAAGAAGGAUAUUCUGACGUUGAAUAACCAAGGCCGCAAGGCGGUCAGCGCGGUUGCCUGGGAUCCUCUAGAGAGCACCAAAUUGGCUACUGCCACACCCAAUGAUCAAGAUCCCGCGAUCUUACUGUGGAGCUUGAGGAACAGCAGUGCGCCAGAGAGGACACUCAAGGGCCAUGAACUGGGUGUGCUCAGCCUUUCGUGGUGUAUUCAGGACCCAGAGCUUCUGUUAUCGUCUGGAAAGGACAAUCGCACGAUCUGCUGGAAUCCGAAGACUGCGGAGCGAUACAGCGAUUUUGCGGCUGGCUCGAACUGGGCUUUCCAAACGAAGUGGAACCCGCAUAACCCCAGUCUGGUCGCAAGCGCAUCUUUUGACGGAAAGAUUCUCAUUACCUCGACACAGACCACAAACGCCAAGGCAGAAGAACAAAAUGCCGCAAACCAAGUACUGGACAGCGAGGACUUCUUCGCGAAGGCUCAGACCCAACCACAAGGCAUACCUUUCAACCUCCCAAAAACGCCGAAGUGGGCAGCCCGGCCAGUCAGCGCCUCGUUUGGUUUUGGUGGCAAGCUCAUCAGAGUCACCUCUGACGCUGCGCGAAAAAGUAAAAUCACGAUUGAUUCGUUCGCUGUUGACAGCUCAGUCGGCGAUGCAACGAAUCAAUUUGAGGAGAGGCUCAACAAAGGCGAUCUUGCAAGCAUCUGCGCCAGAAAGAUCGAAACAGCAAAGACUGAAGAAGAGAAGGCCGAUUGGCAAGUCAUCGAAACUCUGAAUGCCGGAAAAUCCAGAAAGAAGCUCAGACAGUAUCUUGGAUUCGAGGACGAAGCCGACAACGAUCUUGCGGAGCAGGCCUCAAAGCUGGGUAUUAACGGCGAUGCAGCGGGCGAUGCGCCCAAGACCGAGACCAACGGUGCCGUCGACGACUUUUUCGGUAGUGGCGAGGACGGCGACAACUUCCUGGCCGACCUUGCGGCAUCUAAGGAUGCCAAGAUCAACAAUCCUUUCUCCAUAUACACGGGCUCCGAAACCGAUGCAGACAAGAGCAUUACACGCGCGCUAAUGCUUGGCGAAUUCGAGAAGGCAUUGGACGUUUGCCUCAAGGAAGACCGCAUGUCAGACGCUUUCAUGAUUGCUGUAUGCGGUGGCCAGAAAUGCAUUGACAAGGCUCAAAAUACAUAUCUCAAGAAAAACGUCAAGGGACCAAAUUACUUGCGUCUGCUAGCAAGCAUCGUCGGAAAGAACUUGUGGGACGUCGUGCACAAUGCGGACAUCAGUAACUGGAAGGAAGUCAUGGCCACACUUUGCACAUAUGCCGAUGAGAAGGAGUUCUCUGAUCUGUGCGAGGCACUUGGAGACCGUCUAGAAGAAGCGUACCAGACUGGCGACGACCCUAAAUCCCUUAGGCGCGAUGCCAGCUUCUGCUACCUGGUCGGUUCGAACCUGGAGAAGGUUGUGAACAAUUGGGUGGAAGAGCUGCACGAGGAAGAGAAGGCAGCCUUAGAGAAGACUGAAGAGGAUAGCAGCUUCUCGGUCCACGCCAAGUGUCUGCAGGAGUUCAUCGAGAAGGUGUCUGUCUUCCGUAAGGUCACCAACUUCCGCGAUUCUGAGAUGCAGUCCACUGCAGAUUGGAAGCUCGCCCCUCUGUACAACCUGUACACUGAGUAUGCGGACAUACUGACUGCUCAUGGCCAGCUAGCGAGCGCAGAGCGAUACCUUGAACUUCUGCCCCCCAAAUUCGGCGGCGCAGAGUCAGCUCAGCAACGGAUCAAGCAGGCUAACCGCAAGGCUGCGCCUGCUUCUCAGCGACCAGCAGCUAACCAGCGAGGUGGACCUCGUGCUCCAUCUACCACGCAAGCAUUCCUGCCGACCCAGCCAGCACAGCCAUUGAUAAAUCAAGCGCGCAAUCCAGCACCUUCUCCGUACACACCCGCUGCGGUCGGUACCCCUGCACAGGCUACUCCAGGACCAUACGCACCAGUCGGCAGUCAAUACGCACCAACCGGUUACCAGCCUCCGCAGCCAUAUGCUGCGCCUGGUUAUGGUGGAUAUCAACCUCCUCAGCAGCAACCAGCAGUUCCACCGCCUCCUCGUGCUGGAACAGCGUCUCCUUCAAUGCCUCCACCAUCAGCUUCACGCAACAUGACGAACUGGAACGACAUGCCUGAGGGAUUCCUAAAGGAGCGACAAACCACUUCGCGGCGCGGCACACCCGGACCCCAACCUGUGGCCUCACCUUUCCCGAACGCGGUGCCAGGGGUUGCAUCUCCUCCGCCAGGUCCGCCAGCGCAGUAUGGUCUGCAAAAAGCAACUCCGCCUCUUCCACCUCCCCCGAAGGCUGGCGAGGCACCACCUAGAGUCACAUCUCCGCUUACUGGUCCACCACAGCAGCCGUACCAAAGGUCUCCAUCGGCUGCUGCGAACGCAUACGCACCACCGCAGUCAUCACAGCCGGUAGGUUCAACUUUGCCACCGCCAUCGGCUGCCGCUGCCAUACCCCGUGGUCCAUCUCCAUACCAACCUCCGCCUUCGACCUCCUCGGCCGCGCCAUCGAAUAGGUACGCGCCAGCACCGGGUAGCCAGCCAUCAGCUGCACCACAUGCCAUGCCGCCGCAGAGGAACGUCGCUCCCAAUCCGUAUCAAGCCCAGCAGCAGAGUCCAUAUGCACCUCAACAAGCGCCACAGCAGACACCGUAUGGCCAGCCUCCUCAAGCACAACCACCUCCACCGCGAGCGGGUCCACCACCCGGAGGUCCACCGCGUGGCCCACCUCCCUCUUCUGCUCCUCCGCGACAAGGCCCUCCCAUCGGAGGCGGCCCUGCGCCUCCUGUCCAGCCAAUGCCUCAGCCAGCGGGUACUCCUCAGCCGAACACUGCAGAGUUCCAAGCUCCAGCCGCACCUCCGAAGCAGAAGCAUCCACGAGGCGACCGCUCCCACGUUCCGUCAAACGCCCAGCCUAUUGUUGAUCUGCUAACGCCCGAAGUCGCUCGAAUCAAAUCAGUUGCGCCUCAAGCUUUCAAGCCUCAAGUCGAUGACAUGGAUAAGCGAAUCAACAUCUUGUUCGACCACCUCAAUAACGAGGAGUUGCUGAAGCCGGAUACCGUGCAGCAGAUGGUUGAGAUCUCACAGCUUGUGCAGCGUAAAGAAUGGGACCAGGCCCAGGCGCAGUUCAAUGAGAUGCAAUCGGCCAAGCUGGAGACGGAAGGCACGCAUUGGAUGGUAAGCUACAAUACGAAUGUCGUUGACUUGAGACUGUUGUACUAAUGUGUUUCUAGGUCGGUGUCAAGCGACUGAUUGCCAUUGGACGUGCUACAAAGGCAUAG